AUGGAUGACAAUGAUGCAUGUGAUGAUGAGGAUGGUAAUGAUUACCAUAAUGAAUACAAUGUUAAUGUUGACGAUAAUCAUGGUGACGAUGAUGAUGAGGAUUGUAUUGAUUGUGAUAACGAUUACGAUGGACUUGUUUGUGAUAAUGUUGAUGAUGAAAAUAAUGACGAUGAUGAUGCAGAUGAUGAUGACGACGACGAUGAUUGUGAUGAUGAUUUUUCGGUUGAUGAUAAUGAUGAUGAUGACGUUGACUAUGAUGGUGUUUAUGAUGUUGAUGAUGAUGCUGAUGGUGAUGAUGAUGAUGAUGAUGAUGAUGAUGAUGAUGAUGAUGAUGAUGAUGAUGAUGAUGAUGAUAAUGACGACGAUGAUAAUGUUUAUUUUGAUGAUGAUUAUGAUGAGGAUGAUGAUCAUGAUGAUGAUGACACAAAUGAUGAUGAUGACUAUGAUAAGGAUUAUGAUGAUUGGGGUGCUAAUGCUGAUGAUGACGAUGAUGAAUUUGAUGAUGUUGAUGAUGAAUGA
This is a messenger RNA of Fasciola hepatica (liver fluke), 519 nucleotides long. The record is from the annotation of a GenBank genome assembly. Lineage: Eukaryota; Metazoa; Platyhelminthes; Trematoda; Plagiorchiida; Fasciolidae.